AUGUCUGUGGAAGAAGUCAACAAAAGAGUCGAUGAGCUCUCUGCUCUUGUUCAAAAACAGAGCGAGGUGAUCGCCAAAACUGGAAAACAGAUGAUGGAGUACCAGGUCAAAGACGUCAAAUCCAGAAUGGCCUCUUUGAACACGGAACAGCCACAACAGAAGAUUGAUACGGAUGAAUUCGCCACCAACGACGAUUUGGUCCAGUUGGUCACGGAAUUACAGAAUCAGCUCGAUUUCUUGGAAGACAGAAACGUCAAGAGGACGCUUGGAGAAUUGAAAAACUUGGAUGCUGCUUCGCUUUUACAAUUGUGUGAGUUCUUCGAGCUCAUUGUGGAAAACAACAACCCUGAGGAGGUGGCUGAACUUUUGAAGCUGGAGACACUUAGCGCCGAAGAUGCCGAGAAACUCUUCAAUCCUAAGUCCAAGUCGCUUGAGGAGAAAUUGAAGGCUUUGAAGAAAGAGGAUGAGGUGGAGUUGUUUGACGAAUUGGCCCGCUUCAUCGGCGUGCGUAGAGUUAUUCGUAACCAGAGAAAGGGUGCUGGCUCCGUCUUCACCGCUCACACCAGAUUGAGAAAGGGUGCUGCCAAGUUGAGAACCUUGGACUAUGCUGAACGUCACGGUUACAUUCGUGGUGUCGUCAAGUCUAUCAUCCACGACUCCGGUAGAGGUGCUCCUUUGGCCAAGGUUGCCUUCAGAGACCCAUACAGAUACAAGAUGAGAGAGGAGACUUUCGUCGCUAACGAGGGUCUUUACACUGGUCAGUUCAUCUACUGUGGUAAGAAAGCCUCUUUGAACGUCGGUAACGUUUUGCCUUUGGGCUCUUGUCCUGAGGGUACCAUCGUCUCCAACGUUGAGGAGAAGGUUGGUGACAGAGGUGCCUUGGGCAGAACCUCCGGUAACUACGUCAUCAUCAUUGGCCACAACCACGACGAGGGUAAGACCAGAGUCAAGUUGCCAUCCGGUGCCAAGAAGAUCAUCAACUCUGACGCCAGAGGUGUCAUUGGUGUUGUUGCCGGUGGUGGUAGAAUCGACAAGCCAUUGUUGAAGGCCGGUAGAGCUUUCCACAAGUACAAGGCCAAGAGAAACUCCUGGCCAAGAACUAGAGGUGUGGCCAUGAACCCAGUUGAUCACCCUCACGGUGGUGGUAACCACCAGCACAUUGGUAAGGCUUCUACCAUCUCCAGAGGUGCCGUCCCAGGUCAGAAGGCUGGUUUGAUUGCCGCCAGAAGAACUGGUUUGUUGAGAGGUACCCAGAAGACUCAGGACUAA
Molecule: messenger RNA, 1269 nt
Organism: Candidozyma duobushaemuli
Lineage: Eukaryota; Fungi; Ascomycota; Pichiomycetes; Serinales; Metschnikowiaceae
Product: 60S ribosomal uL2 domain-containing protein
Exons: 3
Coding region: 1-1269 (422 amino acids)
Biological process (GO): cytoplasmic translation
Cellular component (GO): ribosome; cytosolic large ribosomal subunit
Molecular function (GO): structural constituent of ribosome; RNA binding
Source: RefSeq, a predicted model, not a curated record